Molecule: messenger RNA, 614 nt
Organism: Danio rerio (zebrafish)
Lineage: Eukaryota; Metazoa; Chordata; Actinopteri; Cypriniformes; Danionidae
Source: RefSeq, a predicted model, not a curated record
AUGACAGGAUCAGGAAUCUUCUACCCUUUCGGUUUAUCAGCAGGAGACUCAAAAAAUACUGCUGCUGAUGAUGCAAGCUCCUCUGCUAUUACACUGUUGAGCCCCUUUCUGUUCUUUGGACGAACAUACCAGCAGAUUUAUGUUAAUAAUAAUGGACACCUCACAUUCAGCCAGGCUUCUUCACAAUAUGUUCCCUACUCAUUUCCUGCUAAUGGAAGUAGGGAUAUUAUUGCUGGAUUCUGGGCUGACCUUGAUAACAGAGCAAGUGGAGUCAUCUCUUAUCAUCAAUACAGUAAUGGAAGUGUUCUCACUCGCGCCACUCAGGAUAUCAACAAUUAUUUCCCAAAUCUGCCCUUCACUGCUUCUUGGGUCUUUGUAGCAUCAUGGGAUAAAGUACCGUACCUUUCCUCUACAGCAGAAACAUCUUUUCAAGUGGUUUUAAUCUCAGGCAGUAAUUAUUCAUUUAUUCUGAUGAAUUAUGGAAAUAUUGCUGCAACAGGACGUACAGUGGAGGUAAAAGAAACUUUUCUGUAAUGAGAACAAAAAAUUACUGUUUACUACAGAAUAAAAGUUUGUGCACUGUUUGUCAACUUUUUACAUGAAUAUUAUUUUAU